Molecule: messenger RNA, 564 nt
Organism: Eimeria necatrix
Lineage: Eukaryota; Apicomplexa; Conoidasida; Eucoccidiorida; Eimeriidae
Product: mog1 protein, putative
Exons: 5
Coding region: 1-564 (187 amino acids)
Biological process (GO): protein import into nucleus
Cellular component (GO): nucleus
Molecular function (GO): guanyl-nucleotide exchange factor activity; small GTPase binding
Source: RefSeq, a predicted model, not a curated record
AUGUCGGCGCCUGGGGGCGAUGGCGGUUGGAUUCGCUCCCUUUUCGGGGGCGCAAUGACCUGUGACAUUCCAGAAUUUUUGGAUGACAUGAGCAAAAUAAUGAUUGUUCCUGACCAGCAAGAGGCGUUCGUUAACGACGAUGGGAGCAUAAGUGUCAUCAUCGAGGUACUGGAACAUCAACCGGUGCCGGACACACAGGCUGCCGAGUUCUUUUUCAACGACCUCAUGGCUGAAAACUCCUCUCUGUCCUCAAGAAUCUUGGAUACGUCGAUUGUGCCCAAGGAAGAGCCCCCCAUGCAAGGACACGCGCUUGCAUUUCUUAAGGGGGAGUUCCAAGUUCAGAAGAAACGUGCUGCAAGGCCUGACCACGUACUGGUGCGGCUGGCAAUCGUACGAAUCCCAGAGCACCGCGCGGAUAUAGUCAUCUCCAUGAACGAAAGAGUAACUGAAACUGCGGACGGACAUGGGAAUCAUGCAGAAAUAGGCGCAGCAGGAUCAUUGGAUGACGCAUUUCGCCUAAUUGUUGAAUCAUUUAGAAUCCUCGACUAUGGUUUAUUUACUUAG